Xenopus tropicalis (tropical clawed frog) is the source of this 3269-nucleotide messenger RNA. It is a transcript of the gene map10, whose product is annotated as microtubule associated protein 10. Gene Ontology annotation, molecular function: microtubule binding. The record is from RefSeq and is a predicted model, not a curated record. NCBI's taxonomy places the organism in Eukaryota, Metazoa, Chordata, Amphibia, Anura, Pipidae. The transcript has a single exon. Gene Ontology annotation, biological process: microtubule cytoskeleton organization. The coding region runs from base 227 to 2788 and encodes 853 amino acids.
CUCUUACUGUUAAUAAACUUCAGUUUUCGCCUGAACCCUCGAUGUUUCCAUGCACUGACCGUUCGCAUUUCCAAAUGAGCAAUAACACCCAUUCCUUUCUGACUAUUCAACAAAUUAGAAAUCACGCACUUCCUAGUUCUCGCGUUAACUCACCAGUCACUAGGCAGCAAGCGUGUUGAUCCUGACAACACAGAAGUGAACUUUGUUGCUUUUGUCUUUAUACUGAAUGUCGUCGGAUUAUCACUCGGACCCACAGUCAGAAUGUCUGUUCUGCUUGGAGAUUUUUGCCUACGAUGUGAGGCUGGAUACAACAUAUCUGGAACAUCGGAAUAACCUAGUGCCGGCUUUGGCCUUCCGUUUGCUGGAUUUCCCAACCUUGCUUUUACAUCCGAGACGUUAUGAGAACAGCCCUCGGGAUGCAGGCAGUGAUUACCAAACCGAUCCCUCUGGAGUUUUGUGUUGCACUUUUGGAACGGGCAAAUCCUGCCUGUUUCAGUUGUCUAUUGUCGCGCUGCAUACAUUGCUCGCACGGAACCCUCUGUAUGUUUUAUUUCUGGACUCGGGACCGUGUCGUCCUUCCCUGCUGGGGAGUUGCACGCUUUCAUUAUCUAAUGCAGCGACAGCAAUUAAAGAGGAAUUUAAAAAUAGCCGAAAGGACCGUUCUGCACCUUUUUGGAGGGGGUGCAGGGUAAAUCAUACUCUGCAUGAUCUUAUGGGGAGAAACAUAGGUACUAUCUGCCUCAGUUACAGACUAGUCUGUUUAGGUUGUGAGAGAAAGGGGCAUAUGGAGCAGAACGUUUCUCAGACGGACGAUCCCAGCCUCUUGGAGUGUAAGCAGGUUCACUAUGCAAAUCCACCUCCUAUUCCCCAGCCACCUCCUUCUGCCUUGCCUUUGAGAACUUCUUCAUCGAUGACAUCUGAAAAUUCUUGUCUGAGAAUGAAAGUGGCCACAGAGGAAACUUCUGCAACUAAAAGCAGUUACAAAGAAGUGGUGGCACAGGAAUGCAACAUAGUAAGGGAUGAACAUGUGCAAAUGUCUGUAGCAACACAAACAGAACAGAAAUCUAAGGGGUCCUUAGGCAUAAAGCUGAAAUGUAUGGUGACGGAUCAAGAAAUAAUUGCUAAUGUGUCUUGCCCUCCCCCACUUUACUACAAUAAAACUUGUGAGAAACCUAUUGCAGAAAGAAAGAUGCAUGGUUUAUCCCAAGAUGUUGCAGAAAAUCCAGUUUUGGGCAAUAUACCUGUAGUAAAACAACAAAUGAAGGCUAGUAAUAAUAACAUGUGUAAUGUGUUCAUCCAGUCUCAACAGCUGCCUGAUAACGUCUCCGUUUUGAGCCAGUUGCCUUUGCUAAAUGCCUUGUUCUUGGAGCUUUCAGUGCUGAAUAACCAAAGUACUAUAUCUAGAAAUAAUAAUUUCCAUUCCCAACUGAGCUUAACAUCUACAAAUCCUGCAAGUUUGGAGGCAAGCAGAAUUGGACAAAAACAUAUCAUAGACCCAGUGUCCAAAAUACAUAGUGGCAUGUUAAAGAUAACAACUAAACAAGUUGGUACCUUAAAACCCCAAUCCUAUAUCUCACCAGGCCCAACAAAGAACAAAAGUGUAAAAGAUAAUGUUCAAGCCAAAUCCAAAGUGUUGAAAACCAAUACAACUGGUAAGAAAAAAAUAAAUCAUGGGUUUACAAAUACCUCUAGACUUCAAUUACAGAAGUCAAAUCCACGAUUGUCAGUUUUCAAUGAGCAAAGAAAACAGCAAAGGAAAAAUCUGCCAGACAUGCAGCAGAUGAAGAAAUGGCAGAGCAGAUGUAAAGUAUGUAAUAAAGCAACUCAAAGUUCAUUAGAAUAUAUUCAUAAUGAAAAAAACACAAUUUCACAUAAGCACAGGCCAUUAGAUAAAGAUACUGAGACUUUGAUGCAAAGUAUUGAUCUGCAGGAGAGCAAAAUUAUAUUUCCACCAGUGUCUUUCCAUUUUAAGGAGAGUGAAAAUGCUGUCAGUGCCAAGCAGUCAUUCUCUGAUAAACAAAACCACUUGUUGAUGCAGGAUAAUACAUACAAACCAGGAGAUAAAGAUGUUGAAGACCAAUAUUCAAGAUUAUCAAGGCCUGAUUCUGAUAUACAUGAUCAAGUACAUACAAGCAAUGCCAUCAGUAUAUAUAGUGAUAACUUUGAUGCAGAACUGCACAAUCAGUAUGAUCUUAGCAGUCCAGAACAAAGAAUAUGCGUGGAACCUGGUAACCAGGAUUACACAGGGUAUUCAGAUAAUUUCACAAGUCCUGAUUACACAGGAAGAUAUUCAGAUACUUUUGAAAGCAGUUCAAAAACUGCAGCAUUAGUUAUAAAUGCUAUAUCUAACAGCAACACUGAAAGCUACAAUCAAAGUUCCAACUCAUGCUCAGGAGCUUCAAAUCCACCAUCAAGUGGAUCAUCCAUAAAAAUACCAUCAAUAUACAAAAAUGAGUUAAUCAGUACACCUUUAACUUCUUUUGAUGACCUAUCCAGUGAAUAUGUAGGAAACUGUGAACAAUCUUAUGAAAAUCGGCAUUUUUACAGUAAAGACCGUGGACUCUUAAAGGAAAAAAACACAUCUGAUGGGUGUAAUGUUUCUGAAACCACAUACACAACACAAAUUAGUCCUAAUAUGUCAAAUGUUGAACUCAGCAAACCGGAAAAUCCAAGAAGCAACCAGCAAAUAUAUUCAGUGGAUAAUAAUAACGGUUCAGCAAAUAUUUUUGAUCAAUACAAGCACAUAUCAGAACUUCAAGCAAAUCAGCUUCCUGGAUAUACAUUGUAGUCAAAAUAUCAAAUGCUUUUAGACAGUCUAUUUGAAAAAAAAAAAAAAAAAAAGAUUUAUUUUACAAUUUAUAAAACUGUAAAAUGUUUAGGUUGUUUAAAAAUACUUCAGAGUUAUCACAUGCAAUGUUCUUUGUAAGUAUUAGCCAAUAAAAAUAAUUGUAUUAGGACACAGCCAGCUGUGCAGCAUAACAUGGAAAAUAACCUUGCGCCUCUUGAGUUACAACCCCUGCAACCAUAACUAUGAGCUCUCCUGUCCUAUAUUUCUGCUUUGUAGUGUAUGCAUAGUGUGCUGCCAUACAUUGGUAUCAAGCAUCCUGGUGUGGCAUGUCCAAUAUGCCCCCGCCUUGGAGCAGGAGGGCUGUGCAAGAGAUAUUGGAUAGGGUGCUGUAAUGUAUUAAUAGGCUGUAUUUAUGCUGGAAUUAAAAGUCACAGAUGCACAGCUGCAAUUGAUCAAUACAUAUAAAAUAAUGUAAUAGUUG